GCAAAAUGUUUUCGUAGUUUUCCGAAGUAUACAAGUCAUUACAGCAAUCUCGGCAAGGAGGAUCUAUAUCAUUAAUAUUUCUCGGGUUCAUCAAAUAAUAGGACACAAUAUUAAUGUAUUCUUGGCUCUAAAGGUAAUCAAUAACCUUACUAUUAUUUUGUAUAGAAACUGUUUAGAAAAUGUUCCUUGUCUAGGAACGAAACAUUACAUUCUUUCACACCUCUCAAUUAAGGUAUCUGUAUCUUUUAAACAAACAAAAAUUCUUCAUAUUGGCAUUCUUAUGUUUGAAUUUUAACAAUAUAUCGAUUAAAGUUACCAAUAUCAAUAUAUAUCAAUACUUUUUAUACCUGCCCUUUCUCACCUAAUUCGUAACUUUCCAAUAUUUCAAUAUUUAAUUAUCGUAAUUGAAAUAAUUAUAAAUAGCAAUUAUAUUAUAAGCAACAACAAAAAUAAAACGAGAAAGCCAACUUUUUAGAGCGAGGUGCCGGUUACUCUGAAAUUGUUGAGAAGAAUUUCGUUAGAAUAUUACUCUCUAAACUAUGAAAAACUUGUAUGAUUAACUUGAAAAUCUCAUUCUUUUACAAUUGAUUUAAUCAAUUGAACUAAUCAAUUUAGGUCAAUUUUUCUCUGUGAAUUUAUCUAUUUUUAUGGAAAGUAUAGUUGCAAUUUAUCAUUAUUCACAGAUAUCAGUUUCAAAGGAAAAGCUAUAAUAAAACUUUAAUUUGAGCAUGAAGAAACUUAUAAUAAGUCUUUCUACAAUUUCCAUUUUGUUGCUGUUGGUCUAUUUAUACAAUACCAAAAUCUUUCGUUCGAAUAAAGAUAAUGGACCCCGGCUUAGAAGUCAAUCGUUGAUUCCUAGAGGUAAAGAUACUUAACAUUUUUAUAGCUGUUUUCAAUAUUAUCAUUUGCAAUUUUUAGUGCCGGUUCAUUGGCAAAAGUCCGACUUUUUGAAUAUGUAUGCCUUUUCCGCCUUUUACGAUGAUCGCUCUACGUUGCAAGGUUCUAAAUGCAUCCGAAUUGUUGCAAUAGCAGAGAAGAAACUAGUUGAGAAAUCUGCUCCUUAUUGUCAUAUAGUAUAUGAAAAAGGUCUUCCAGAUAUUGUUCAAAGUCGACCAGCUGAUAUAGGUGUAGGUGUUUCCUAUAGAGGAUACUGGUUCAGAGAGUAUGUGUUUGAGUGCCCUCUGCAAAGUAAUCGCCUACCUCUCAAAAUAUUUCUUGCUAAUAAAUCAAAUCAAAGAACACAAUGGUCAAUUCCUGUUGAGUUUCCUCAGACACCUAAAAUAAAACAGGACUUUGCCGUUUGUGUGAUAUGUGCGUUUUCGAAAUUUAACCCUUCAAGAGUGCUUGAAUUUGUAGAGAUGCAUCGCCUCUUAGGUGUAUCUCAAAUAUACGUAUACAAUAAUAAUCUAGAACCAACUACACACAAGUUAUUUAAACAAUUACAUGAAAUGGGGAAAAUCGAUUUAACUGAUUUCAAAACAGGGUUCUUUGAAACUCCAGCUCCUUCUCAUGCUUAUUACGCUCAAGCGUCACCUGCUGUCAACGAUUGCAUACUUCGCAAUAUGUACUCUUAUAAAAAGUUAAUUAUUGUCGAUCUAGACGAAAUAAUCAUUCCAAAUCAAGGGUUAAAUUAUAAAGAUAUGUUAGAAGCGAUAGAUAAAAAGUAUCCAAGAAGUAUAGAAACCAAAUCAUAUCAUUUUAGGAAUGCUUACUUUUUUUCUGAUUUUGAUAACUUGAAAAAUAAAAGCGAUACUAAUAACGACAGCAAAGAAAUUGCUACGUUUAGGAGAUACAGAGCAAAAGUUAGCGGUCCAGGAUAUUCAAUUAAGAGUAUUAUAGAUCCGCUAUCUUGCUAUGGAAUGCAUAAUCAUUUCUGUUGGCAUAAAACGAAAGCGGCCGAUGUACCUAACGAAUCUCUGGACGUUCCAGUUGAAUUUGGUACGUUACAUCAUUACAAAAAAUGUCAUUUUGAUAAAGCUAAAUGUGCCGAAAUAAUCAAAAAUCCAAUAGUAGAUGAAUCUGCUUUGAAAUUUAGGCAACAAUUGUUAUUAAAUAUGAAUAGCACAGCUCAAUAUUUAAAAUUAAAAGAUGUUUUCUAA
This is a messenger RNA of Dimorphilus gyrociliatus, 2099 nucleotides long. The record is from the annotation of a GenBank genome assembly. Lineage: Eukaryota; Metazoa; Annelida; Polychaeta; Dinophilidae.